AUGACUUCUGUCUACAUUGGAGCCGGUGGUGGCUCAGCACCAGGAGCCACAUCUCAGUAUUUCGGCGUAGGUGGUGGCGGCGGUGGAGGCGCUGGAGGUGGAAAACUGCCAGGUGGAGGAGGUGCGCCGGCUGGCGGGACCGGUGCACAGUCUGCCUAUUUUGGUGUCGGAGCAGGAGGUGCAGGAGCGCCUGGAGCACAAUCAGCAUACUUUGCUGUUAAUCCAACCGCAGCUGGUGCGGCACCUGUUGGCGGUGGUGCCGCCCCCAUGCGAGGACGCUCAACAAUGACUGCAGUAGGAGCACCAAUGGGAGGAGGUGCUUCAACUAUGACCGCAGUUGGCGCUCCCGCAGGAGGGCGCUCAACAAUGACCGCAGUAGGAGCACCAAUGGGAGGUCCAGGAUCAACAAUGACUGCAGUAGGAGCACCAAUGGGAGGCCCAGGAUCAACGAUGACCGCAGUUGGUGCUCCUGCUGGAGGCCCAGGUUCAACGAUGACCGCAGUGGGUGCUCCUGCAGGAGGCCCAGGUUCAACGAUGACUGCAAUUGGUGCGCCAGCA
Messenger RNA from Ostertagia ostertagi, 558 nucleotides. The record is from the annotation of a GenBank genome assembly. NCBI's taxonomy places the organism in Eukaryota, Metazoa, Nematoda, Chromadorea, Rhabditida, Trichostrongylidae.